AUGUGGACCAACAAGUUUGUCUUCCUUCUUACAGUUGCAUGCAUGGCCGUGUUCGGUACAGCUCAAACGUUGCCUUCGGUACCUGUACAGGACCCAGCAGAUUGUUUGUCAUCGCUGGAAGUUAUUCCCAACUGUAUCUCAGAAAUUUUCGGAUCGAUAAUAAGUGGACAAAUCGGGACUAUUGAUCCCCCUUGCUGCCAUGCCUUUUUGGGUCUCAAUGCAGAUUGUGUUAGUCAGACGUUUGCCUUCGCUCCCCUCUUCCCUCCAACUCUAAGGGAUCAUUGUUCUCGACAAUCGUGA
Eruca vesicaria subsp. sativa (arugula) is the source of this 300-nucleotide messenger RNA. NCBI's taxonomy places the organism in Eukaryota, Viridiplantae, Streptophyta, Magnoliopsida, Brassicales, Brassicaceae. The record is from the annotation of a GenBank genome assembly.